AUGAGGAAACAGAGCACAAUGCUGCUGAAAUUAGACGAUUUCGCCGGCGUGACACCACAGCGGAAAUGGACUCGCUUCGACUACCUGGUCGCCGUGGCCAAAUUUGCCCUCAAGAAGCUACAACAAGAAGAGGAGCAGCAUAACUUCCAUCUCCGCCGCCGCCUCUCCCGUUUGCCUCCUCUGCCACCGACCGGGCACCGCAAGUCGGGCUCUUUCCGUUCGAUUUCCGUCGAACCCAGCAAGAAAAUCGAAAUGUAUGAAACGGGCAAGAAGAAGAUCAGGAAGGGAAAGGGAAGAAAGAACCAAGAAGCGGUUUUUGGCGGGAUGGAUUUUUGCCCGCCGCUGCCUGAGCGAUUCGCGAGUUACAUCGACGAGGUGAGGGGGAGGGAGGUGAAGAUGGUGAUCCAGAAGCGUCUGUCGAGGACUGACCUGGACCAGAGCCAGGCUCGGCUGUCGAUCCCGCGCGGGGCGGUGGAGGAAGAGUUCCUGACGGCGGAGGAGGCGGCGGAGCUGGGGAAGCGGUGGGGCACGCAUGGAUGCCGGCUAGGCGGGGUGGAUGCGCGCCUAAUUGUCGAGCCAAGGGAGAAGGAAUGGCUUGUGCAUCUGAAGCAGUGGGGCACGGUCUUCGGCAGGGGGAACUACGUUCUGACGUCGCAGUGGAACAGCGUGGUGGAGGAAGUGAAGUUUGGGGAAGACGACGCGAUUCAGCUUUGGAGCUUUCGGGUCGGCAGGGAAUUGAAUCUGGUUUUGGUUCGGUUGGGUUUGUGA
Messenger RNA from Linum tenue, 768 nucleotides. Lineage: Eukaryota; Viridiplantae; Streptophyta; Magnoliopsida; Malpighiales; Linaceae. The record is from the annotation of a GenBank genome assembly.